Molecule: messenger RNA, 1616 nt
Organism: Botrytis cinerea B05.10
Lineage: Eukaryota; Fungi; Ascomycota; Leotiomycetes; Helotiales; Sclerotiniaceae
Exons: 1
Coding region: 347-1012 (221 amino acids)
Source: RefSeq, a predicted model, not a curated record
GGUGUUAAACCACGUUACAUAUAUGCCAAAAAGCCCCCUCCGUACGCUCUUCACCCCCUUCGUACAAAGAGCGUACGAAGGGGGUGAGCAAGAAUAACAAUCACAAAACAGCAAGGUCGAACCUAAUGAGAAGACGAACAAAAUCGUAUUAGACUUAGUUCACAUACGAUUUGUGUGGAAGAACUAGAAUACUACAUUCCCCAUACUAUUUUUUCGGAUUAUAUGCUAAGAAGAGAUCCCUGAUUACAGUUGUGUUUUCUUCAGGAUAGAUUGAUUCUGUAUCAAUUCUAUCUGCGUCCAUCAUGCUCUCGUACACGCUAUACGACAUCGAAUAUUACCCUUCAAUAUGGUUUUUCCAAUUCCUGAAUCAGUUCCGUACGAAGUGGACUCUGCAGUUUGGGGAAGACAGUUGAACCCAAGUAGUGCAGAACUCACAGAAACCCAAGUGAAUGCUGAUAUCACUAUGUGGAUGAUCAAUUCGCAAUAUAGACAAUAUAAGGGACAACAUUUGUGGGAAGAAUUUCAGGAGUGGUACGAAGGCUGGACGGAUGCUACAUUCAAAAUUGCACAUCGCGAAGCUCUCAAACUCAUACGAAUUCAACUCAUUCUGCACGGCUUUCAGGUUCGACAAACAAAAGGGAGCAAUAGUUAUGCAAAAGUUCUUGUUGAACUUAUUUCGAAAGACAAAUCAGAUGAAUGUAUAAAAGAGGUUCAAGAAGAGGCAGAUCGAUUGAAAGAAGAAUAUACAGACAUGUACGAAAUCAUUGUAUCGAAGAAAUCGAUCAAAAUUCAAGCUUCACCUACACCAGAUUCUUUUGAGCAAUUGCAACAAGAUGAGCAACAACGACGAAUUCAGAGCUUUUCUCUAUUCCCCCAACGAAACAAUUUUCUGUCCAGAUUCGCACCUUAUAUAUGGUCGGAAAACUGUACCCAGCUUGCACUCAUAUUGAAGCACCUAAGCAAGGCAAAUAUAUCACCAUUGCCUCUCCCUGAACAAAAAAGGAUACCAUAGUUUCAAGACUCCAAUGCCACUGAAUAGUGUGAAGGGAUGGAACAACUUCGACGUAACUACCAGAUGAGUGAAGAGGACUUCCGUCUUCGAAUUCCCCUGAAAGUUGAGAGAAAUCUUCGGGAAGAUGUGAAGGCUAUGAGGGAAUGGCAACCGGAAGGCUGGGACUGGGAUCGAAAAUUCAAGCCAACCUUCCUCAAAGAGUACCUUUCUGAUGAUGUGUACCAGAAAAUGUAUUCCAGGGAUUACAUUCGUCGACUCGCUAAAAAGUACAAGCAAAAGGGUAAAGAGAACGCUGACGGGUUGGCACGCUUUACCCGUCAGUACAACCAGAUUGCUCAACGUUUGGUCAGAGACAAAGCAUCGGCCAAAAGCGAUGUGACCGAGACAUACUUGAAAAAUAUCCCCAAGCGAGCAGCUCGAAAUUGUAUUGCAAAUACCAAAGUGGAUCUGAAAAAACCUAGUACUAUGAACUGAAUCAGGUCUACACUUAGAUGAUGCAGUAUACCGAAAACGUGGCUGACGAAAACAUGUGACUAUGUCACGUGUUUUCCCCACAUGCGUAAGUGGGAUGUCAGCAUCUAUAGAAUAGCAGAGCCGCUUUAUA